Molecule: messenger RNA, 1388 nt
Organism: Pyricularia oryzae 70-15
Lineage: Eukaryota; Fungi; Ascomycota; Sordariomycetes; Magnaporthales; Pyriculariaceae
Product: GTP-binding protein ypt1
Exons: 5
Coding region: 326-934 (202 amino acids)
Molecular function (GO): GTP binding; GTPase activity
Source: RefSeq, a predicted model, not a curated record
CUGAAAGAGUGCCUGACCCUGUUGAUUUGAAGGUCAAGUGUUCGCAGUCAAUCAACCACCAGCCAUCCUAAUCUGCCUUUGAUCUGUUCCCCGUCUAUCGCCGCCAUUGCUCUUAACAUCAGCACCUCCACCCACCUCGAUCUGACCAAACAAACAGCGAACCGACCUGCGUCUUGCCGGCAACACGUCCUCGCUCUCUUUUUUUUUAUCGUUGAAAACGCCUGCUAUUUAUUGCCUUGCGAUCUGUCGCCUUUAUCGUUCUCUUUCUUUCUUCAACCCACCCACUUACGUACUUUAGCUACCUACAUAAUCUCUCUAGCCAACCAUGAAUCCCGAGUACGACUAUCUGUUCAAGCUCCUCCUUAUCGGAGACUCCGGUGUCGGAAAGUCUUGUCUGCUGUUGCGGUUCGCCGACGACACCUACACCGAGUCCUACAUCUCAACCAUCGGCGUCGACUUUAAAAUCCGGACUAUUGAGCUGGAUGGAAAGACCGUCAAGCUUCAGAUUUGGGACACUGCCGGACAAGAGCGCUUCCGUACCAUCACCUCUUCCUACUACCGCGGCGCCCACGGCAUUUGCGUUGUCUACGAUGUCACGGACAUGGACUCGUUCAACAACGUGAAGCAGUGGCUGCAGGAGAUUGACAGAUAUGCCACUGAGGGCGUCAACAAGCUCCUGGUCGGAAACAAGAGCGAUAUGGCAGACAAGAAGGUUGUCGACUACACGGUCGCCAAGGAGUUCGCCGACAGCCUCGGCAUCCCGUUCCUUGAGACAUCAGCGAAGAACGCAAACAACGUUGAGCAGGCUUUCCUGACCAUGGCCAGGCAGAUCAAGGAGAGGAUGGGCACCACAACAACAAACAACUCGAAGCCAUCGGUACAGGUCGGCCCAGGCCAGGGUGUGGGAUCGAACCAGAGCAACAGCUGCUGUUAAACGGCCGUUUGCAAUAGGCCGGUAUUGACUGAGAGUCCCUCGUAUACCUCCCGGUGCCCUGAUGACAAGAGAAGUCCUAUCAAGAUGCCUUGUCAUCGUUGUGUACAUUUUUUUUUCUGUGGCUGCUCUCUUUGGGUGGUUGGCGGUCGUCACUUGAUUUCGCCCUCUGGUGAGGACUCGGCCAAGGCGCUUAUGCUGUGGAGAUACCGAGUGGGACGACGGUUGGAGACAGGCCGAGAGAAUAUGAUGACGACUGGAAUUUGGGUUGGGGACUGCAUAUCGAGUUUCUCUGUCUUGUUAUUUUGACCCGUUUCUUCUUGUUCUACUUUUUUUUAGCUUUUUUUUUUCUUUUUCAUGCCACGCAUAGAUGAAUCGUUGCCUGUUCUUGGAUUCGCGUCCGCCAUCCAAUCACUGACUGAAUCACCUCGUCCUCCUUGUAACCGGAAGUAUUGCA